AUGACAUUCAAGACUCAUGUCGAGAAGUGGACAGCCAAGGCCCAAGCGGUCGCCCACCACCUCCGAAGCCUAGGGAACACCCGGCGCGGUGCCCUGCCGAGCGCUGUGCAGAGGGCAGCCAGAGCCUGUGUCGAGCCGAUCCUGCUCUUCGGCGUGGAAGCGUGGUAUCCAGGUACAACGUGGCGACGCUGGAGACGACCGUCGAAGGAAAGACCGUCUAGAGUCCAGCAGCUUGUGCGGAAAAUGAGCAAAGCCCUCAAGCAGGCCGUCCGAGCCAUUCUCCCAAUCUGGAAGACCACACCGAUCGCUGUCUUGCAUCGAGAAAGCGGCAUACCUCCGGUUCACCAACUCCUGGAGGCAAGACGUCUCCGCUUCUCUGCCCGCAUCAAAUCACUAGACCACGCACACCGUCUGGCCAAACGCACCACCGAAGCAGCGCCACAGCCCAUCAUAAAGUGUAUCAAAUUGAAGUACCAGCUCCCACCAAAGGUCUUUCCAACCCGGUUGAGGAAGACGAACAGAUUGCUAGGGAACUGCCGCCAACGCCCCGUACUCAUGCCGCGCAAAUAUAGCCACGAAACACCGCAGCCCCUCCAAACUGCAUCCAAAGAAGAGUCCGCCAAAGACUUUGACCGAUGGCUUCAAACCAUCCCGCCGCUUAGUCUUAUCGUGUAUUCUGACGGCUCACUGUCCUCCAGCGGUGCUGCCGGAUACGGCUAUGUUGUCCACCAAAGCGGACGCUCUGUUUGCCAAGGCGCAGGACGCCUCGGCCCUGCGGAGGUGUUCGACGCUGAGGCUAAAGGAGCGCUGGAGGGCCUCAAAGCCGCUCUUAGGCUUCCCCAGAUUCACUUCUUGCUUGGUGAAGCGAAUUUCGCCGGCCGUCAUAUGGUCCCUGGCCCAUAA
Molecule: messenger RNA, 903 nt
Organism: Metarhizium robertsii ARSEF 23
Lineage: Eukaryota; Fungi; Ascomycota; Sordariomycetes; Hypocreales; Clavicipitaceae
Product: reverse transcriptase, RNaseH
Exons: 2
Coding region: 1-903 (300 amino acids)
Molecular function (GO): nucleic acid binding
Source: RefSeq, a predicted model, not a curated record